Messenger RNA from Selaginella moellendorffii, 2448 nucleotides. RefSeq lists its product as uncharacterized. Bases 30 to 1892 code for a protein of 620 amino acids. The transcript is spliced from 16 exons. The record is from RefSeq and is a predicted model, not a curated record. Gene Ontology annotation, biological process: DNA damage response. Lineage: Eukaryota; Viridiplantae; Streptophyta; Lycopodiopsida; Selaginellales; Selaginellaceae.
UCGAGGACGACGAGUGGGACUUGGCGACGAUGCUGGAGAUCGAUCGCCUGGAGGCCUCUGCAGUGAAGGCGAGCCAGCGCCAGCAGCGAGCAGCACCAGCCGCGCAUUUGUCAGAACUCGACGAAUGGGACGUUGGCGCUUUAGGGAUGGAAGUGUCCUGCCCACAGCUGCAAAAUGCGAACCAGAACUUGGAUGCUGCUCAGCAAGAAAUCGAGCGUCUUUCGGCAGAGCUUCGGCUCAAGGAUCAAGAGAUUUUGGAAGAAAAACGUCAGAGUUUACAGAAGGAGGAGCACUUGCAAGAGGCAAUAGCCGUCAUGCAACGAGAAAUCUGUGCACUCAAGAAGCAGUCCGAUGCUGCAGUUGGGGAGAAACGAAAGCGAGAAAUCCUGGCUUGUCAGGUUGCAUCUUUCACGGCCAAGGCCGUGGAUUCAUCAAAGCCAGGGGUUACAAACAUUGAUGACAGUUCUGCUGGCGAUACCGUGAAAAGUGGUGCUGAUGCUUCUCAGGUCUGCGAAGAUUUUCAUUCACCCUCACCUGUGAAUCUGAUGCAGGCAGAUCGCGAACCGAUUCCGUUUUCUUAUGCAGACUCCUCUGAUGUCGUGCAAAAACUCUACAGCAUAUGGCGCAUAAAACCCAGAGAAGCUGGAAGCGAACUUCUUACAAGAAUAUUUACAUGGUGUGAGAGGGACUUAUAUGCCCUUCUCCGGUCUGAAGAUACAGAGAUGGAACAUCCGCUCAGGUCACAGGCAAGCGUUCAAGCGUCAGGAACUUGUGCCGGAAACCUGUGUGAGGCGCUCAAGCAGGUCAUACAGGGGCUCCGCUCCGCACAUACGUUAAUUACCCCGCUAUCUAGUUAUUUAAGCUCACAAAAUACGUUGAUAGUACGAAGUGCCUUGCGUGUAUUUCAAUGUCUGGUAGGGAACACAUGGAGUAUUUUCUAUAGGCAAUCUUAUUCAGAAAGCUGUCAAACGGAAGGCAAUGGGUGGCAUAAAGAUGAUAUCUGUGGUCACGUUUUCUCCUCUCCGAGAGUUACGAGCAAUCUGAAAACUUCGGCGAGCUCAAAUGAAGACGUGAGAAGAGGAAUUCCGACGGAUGAAGGGACAGCGCUUCGAUUUUUAAAUUCGACGCUGCAACUAGCCCAAAGCCAUGCUGAUACAGGAGUGAAGCAGGAAGCACUGUUGCUUGUUGCCUCAUUUGUCAUCCAUACAAAUCCUACGCAUGAAAGAUUACGGGUUGGAACUGUCCUCCUUGAAGCCGGAAUAAUUUUGUUGCUUAAGAAAAGCGUUGCUGUUUCUUCAGCUGUGCAACUUCAGGCUGUGCGAAUUGUACAUCUUCUUAUCAAUUGUCCUAGGAUUUUGGAAAUCAUUUGUAGUCCUGCAGGGCAACUUGCAAGCAUUUUCAAGGACUUGUGUGCAUGCCUAACACAAGAUGAAGAUCCCGUUCAGGACUAUUGGCUGCGGAAGUCCACCCUGCUCUCGAUAGCGUAUCUCAUGUCAGCUAAACAAGAACGUGUUCUGGCUCUGGUUCAAGAAGACGGUGCUGUUUCAAACGUGGCGAGAGAUCUUAUUUCCUUUCUAGACUUGGAGCUUAGAUACGAGGAAAUGAAGAAAAAUGGUUCCAACACCAGCGACAGGUCACCUUUGCUGCCGGAAGCAGUGGCUCUGCUUUUUCAGCUCGGCUCUCAUGCAGCAACAGCGACUUCACUUUUAACAAAAACUCCCGAAGCGGCAAACCGGAGCUUGAGUGUGACCAACAGGCUAGUCGCCCUCGGCUCACAAUCCUGCGUUUCAAAGUCUGGUAGAAAACCGUCCUCCAUGAACGUGGUGGAAAUGGCAAAGAUCCUGAGAAGCAAGAUUCUCUCGAGCUUUAGAGAUGCUUCGGUUGUAUCAUGACAUACACUUUUAUUCACACUCACAGGUGCGUGUAUGUAUCAUAUUUAAUCACAGGCGCUUGCACAGUUUUGAGCUUAACACGAGUGGAAACAUCGAGAGGGAGUUUAGAGUGCGACAGUGGAUGAUUUUUACUUGUGCAACCUUGGCUCUUCUUCAGAACUCGCCGGGUACAGGAACAGACUAUUCGGGCCUGAAUAUACAAGUUCCUGUGUGCAUCAUUCAUCUCCUUGGCGAGUAAAGAACGGUGGUUGUCUCUGCACAAGUUGCGAGCACGGGUCUCUCAGAUAAGCAGGAGAUGAUGCGGUGAUGAUCAGCUGUGACACAAGAUAAUCUCCAGCACAGACAAACGACAAAGUUCGGUGGGCACUUCAUUUUACAAGGGGAGCUGUUCCGUAACGUCUUAGUCUUAAGCGCCUGCGGGAGGAUGACUGGUAUUAUUUUAAUCCGUAAGGGAAGGUGCUUCGCUGCACAUAGACAAUGGCGAGGGAACACUACUUGCGGGUUUGAAACUUCAACACUCCGUGAUGAGCUCACUAAAGCGCCUCCUUUCCCUUUU